AUGGCGACUACAAACGAUCUUCCUGCCAUUGACGUGGACAGCUAUGACUAUAUCGUCGUCGGUGGUGGUACCGCUGGCUGUGUCAUUGCUGCACGUCUCGCCCAGUACCUCCCUAACAAGCGCACACUCGUCAUCGAGGGUGGUCCCAGCGAUUUCACCGAUGACCGUGUCCUCAACUUGAAGGAGUGGCUGAGCCUUCUCGGUGGCGAGCUGGACUACGACUACCCUACUACCGAGCAGCCCAACGGCAACAGCUUCAUCCGUCACUCCCGCGCCAAGGUCCUGGGCGGCUGCUCCAGUCACAACACUCUGAUCUCGUUCCGCCCCUUCGAGUAUGAUUGCCAGAACUGGGUCGCCAAGGGCUGCAAGGGCUGGGACUUUGAGACCUUCACCCGCAUGAUCGACGGUCUGCGCAACACUUUCCAGCCCGUGCACGCUCGUCACCGCAACCAGCUGUGCAAGGAUUGGGUUCAGGCCUGCUCUGAUGCCAUGAACAUCCCCGUCAUCGACAACUUCAACGCAGACAUCCGCAGGAACGGUGAGCUGACCGAGGGUGUCGGCUUCUUCAACGUCUCCUACAACCCGGAUGAUGGUCGUCGCAGCAGUGCCUCCGUUGCUUAUAUUCACCCUAUUCUGCGUGGCGAUGAGAAGCGCCCCAACUUGACCAUUCUCACCAACGCUUGGGUUUCCAAGAUCAAUGUCGAGGGUGACUCCGUCACUGGUGUUAACGUGACCCUGCAGUCUGGUGCCAAGCGCACUCUCCGUGCCAAGAAGGAGACUGUCCUCUGCGCCGGUGCCGUCGACACACCUCGUCUGAUGAUGCUGUCCGGUCUGGGUCCCAAGGAGCAGCUCUCUUCUCUGGGUAUCCCCGUCGUCAAGGACCUCCCCGGUGUCGGUGAGAACUUGCUCGACCACCCGGAGAGUAUCAUCAUGUGGGAGCUCAACUACCCCGUUCCCCCCAACCAGACCACCAUGGACUCGGACGCCGGUAUCUUCCUGCGUCGCGAGGACCCUAACGCAGCUGGAUUCGACGGCCGGGCCGCCGAUAUCAUGAUGCACUGCUACCAAAUCCCCUUCACCCUCAACACCGCCCGCCUGGGUUACGACGAGCCCAUCAACGCCUUCUGCAUGACCCCCAAUAUUCCCCGCCCCCGCUCCCGCGGUCGUCUCUACCUCACCUCCUCCGAUCCCUCAGUGAAGCCCGCGCUGGACUUCCGCUACUUCACCGAUCCCGAGGGAUACGAUGCCGCCACCAUCGUUUACGGUCUCAAGGCGGCCCGUAAGAUCGCCGAGCAGUCGCCCUUCAAGGAGUGGAUCAAGCGGGAGGUUGCCCCCGGCCCUGCCAUCCAGACCGACGAGGAGCUGUCCGAGUACGGUCGCCGUGUGGCGCACACCGUGUACCACCCGGCCGGUACCACCAAGAUGGGUGAUGUGACUCGCGACCCCAUGGCCGUCGUUGACCCUACCCUGAAGAUCCGUGGCCUGAAGGGUGUCCGCAUCGCCGAUGCCGGUGUCUUCCCCGACAUGCCCACGAUCAACCCUAUGCUCACUGUUCUGGCUAUCGGUGAGCGUGCCGCGGAGCUGAUCGCCCAGGAGGCUGGCUGGACCCGCUCGCAGCCCCGUCUGUAA
This is a messenger RNA of Penicillium cataractarum, 1629 nucleotides long. RefSeq names its product GMC family oxidoreductase. The transcript has 2 exons. Gene Ontology annotation, molecular function: flavin adenine dinucleotide binding; oxidoreductase activity, acting on CH-OH group of donors. The record is from RefSeq and is a predicted model, not a curated record. NCBI's taxonomy places the organism in Eukaryota, Fungi, Ascomycota, Eurotiomycetes, Eurotiales, Aspergillaceae. The coding region runs from base 1 to 1629 and encodes 542 amino acids.